AAUACAUUUCGAAGGCUUUGGAUUUGAAAAUUUUGCCAACACUAGACUAGUAGGAAACAGGUAAUCCCUGCGACGACGAAUUCGGAAGACUGCGGAUUCUUGGGCUUUUUGUACUCUUUUCCGACCCGAUCGGGGCUAAUGCGUCGGUCUUGUGGAUCGGAAGCCACUAACUGGUUCAAUCUGCAUUAUUUUGUUGCGUAUUGAAACCCUAAUAUGCUUUGGGAGUAGCAGAUUUCGUAGAACAUUGCCUUUUAUGCUUGUUUCCGAGGUUUAUAAACGGGUUCAGAAUGCUCAGUUAGUCUGAAUUGAUUGGAUUUUUUUGUUACUGAGGAGAACGGUGAUGGCUAAGGAAUUGGAUCGCGGGAGGAAUGAGAGGAAAUGGGGAUUUGCUUUGUUCCUGGGAAUAAUGCUGAUUCACUGCCUCGCCAUUUUAUUUUUCACUAAAGGUUUCCUUCUCACCCGUUCAGAACUUUCUCAGUAUAGUCAAUGUGAAGAUGCUGCAGAGUCUCCUUGCUUUUCUCAUCCACGUGAUGGGAAUGGCAGCGGAGGUUGUUGGACAAAACCGGCUGUCGGUCGUCUAGUUGUUAUUGUUCUUGAUGCUCUUAGAUUUGAUUUUGUUGCGCCGAGUACGGUUUUUGCAGAGAAGAAACCAUGGAUGGAUAAGUUGCAAGUGAUGCAUGAGCUUGCUAGUGUGAACUCGUCUUCAGCUCGGAUUUUCAAGGCUAUAGCGGAUCCUCCUACUACCAGUUUGCAGCGCCUAAAGGGUUUAACUACUGGUGGACUUCCUACAUUUAUUGAUGUGGGAAAUAGUUUUGGCGCACCAGCAAUUACUGAAGAUAACUUGAUAUAUCAGUUUGUUCAAAAUGGAAAGCGGGUGGUGAUGAUGGGGGACGACACAUGGGUGCAAUUAUUUCCACAUCAUUUUACCGAAUCAUAUCCCUUCCCAUCAUUCAAUGUCAAGGACCUUGACACGGUAGACAAUGGUUGCAUAACAAACUUAUUCCCUACCCUACAUGAAGGAAACUGGGAUGUUCUAAUCACACAUUUUCUGGGUGUUGAUCAUGCUGGGCAUAUAUAUGGUGUUGAUUCCAAUCCAAUGAUAGAAAAACUGGAGCAAUACAAUGAAAUUAUAAAAAAAGUUGUUGAAGUGCUCCAGAGCCACAGUGGACCUGGUGGUUUGCAUGAAAAUACUAUGCUUCUUGUCAUGGGAGAUCAUGGACAAACCCUCAAUGGUGAUCACGGGGGAGGCACUGCCGAAGAGGUGGAAACAGCAAUUUUCGCAUGGAGUUCAAAGAACCCUCCGACUUCACAACCAGCUGCAGCUGGUAGUUCAUCCUGCCACCAAGAUAUGCAUGGAAGGAGGAUUUGUAUUGGCUCUAUCCAACAACUUGAUUUUGCAGCUACUGUAUCUGCCCUGCUUGGUCUUCCAUUCCCUUUUGGAAGUAUUGGACGUGUUAACUCCGAACUGUUUUCCUUAGCUAGAGGUGCAUGGAACAUGGAAAACUCAGCCAUUGGCGAUGAUGAACAUCCUUCAGAUGCUGAGGAUUGGAUGCAAAAUUUUGUCAAUGUUCUCUGUAUUAAUUCUUGGCAGGUAAAGAAAUACAUUGAUGUCUAUUCAUCCAUGUCAUUAAUUGGAUUUUCGGAAAAAGACUUGCUGCAUGUAGCCAAGCUCUAUUCAGAAGCACGAGAGCUAUGGUCAAUUACUUCAAAGAAACUUUCACUCGACAAGAGUCAGAGGGAUUUUUUCAUCAAACGGCAAGUUGAUGCAUAUUCUUCAUUUUUGGAGAGUGUUGCUGAGCUGGCACGAUCUAAUUGGACAGAGUUUAAUUUAAAGAUGAUGGGCAUAGGUUUUUGCAUCAUGUUAGGUUCACUUUGUGUGCAUGUAUUCCUUAUCAAAAAGAUGGACAAGCUUUUGGGAUUCGGAAGCUUUACAAAGUCCUUUGGUGCAUAUUUUGCUUGUGUAGCAGUUCUGAUCCGUGCCUGCAGCUUCCUUUCCAACAGUUAUAUCUUGGAAGAAGGCCGAGUGGCUAGCUUUCUUUUGGGGACAACUGCAAUACUUCAACUACAUCAUGCGAUGAUAAAGAAGAAGACAUUGAUUGAAGCGCUCGCGCUUUGUCUUUUGAUUCCUUUUCUCAGAAUCAGUAUUGAGCUUGGGCAAUUGAAGCAGGCUGUCAAUUCAUUAUUCCUGAAAGUCGAUCCUUCAAGGACACUCGGCAUUGUGAAUGACACUAAGUUCUGGACGUAUGUAGCUGAAGUCAUGCCGAUAUUAGCUCUUACUAUUGUGGGACAUCUAUUGUACAAGAGCACGACAUCUUGUUCCUCUCAGGGCAUUAUGAAAUAUGUUUUGGCAGGAACUAUAUUUAAUUAUGCUCUCAUAGCUCUGCAUUGGGCCUCGGAUAGUAGUCUAUGGAAUCUGCAUAAUUUCCUUGUGGGCGUAAAAGGGAACCUAAUUCCCCAAUUGACGUAUGCCGCGGGACUUCUGCAACUGUUGUUAUUGGCUGUAGAUCAACUGUUUGUCAGGAGGAAUGCUUCGAGUGUGGAAGAUAUUACAUUCGCACGAUCAUUAGCCUUGUUGUCUUCAUUGAGUUCAACGAUCAUUAUACUGUCUGGAAAACAAGGUCCCUUGGUUGUCUUAGCAUCGAUAAUUGGAGGUUGGUGCUUGAUUAGGUUAAUGGCAUUGGAACAAGAUGCUAAGAGUGACUCUUGCUCAUCUUCGCUGUCCUCUGCACUUCCUGUAAUUCAGUGGAGCCUUCUCGCCGUGUGCAUGUUUUUCAGUACGGGCCAUUGGUGUGCUUUUGACGGCCUCAGAUACGCAGCUGCAUUCAUCGGAUUCGACGAAUUCAACCUUAUCCGUGGAGCAAUUCUUCUCACAAUCGACACAUUUGGACUUUCCCACAUUCUCCCAAUUCUCGGACUUCCAUUUCUCAUUGCAAGUUGCGAUUCUUUCAGGCAGAGCAAAAGAGAGUUUUCUCUGCGAUUAUAUCAAGUGUAUUUGAUGUAUGGACUCACUACUGCCGUAACGACAACACUAACAAUGUUGUGCGUCGCAAUACACCGACGACACUUGAUGGUGUGGGGAUUAUUUGCACCGAAAUUUGUGUUCGAUGUUGUUGGCCUUCUUCUCGGCGACUUGUUGAUAUUUUUGUCCGUGUUAUAUUACAAUGUGUGAGCAGGAUCGAUUACACUAACCAUGUCUUGUUUUCUUGUUUUGGGCUCACUCCUAGAAGUGAAGUUGAGGAAGAAGAUGAAAGCAACAUAACGACAUCUCAUGAAGGUGAAAUUAGAUUUACACUCUCUCUCACUCCUACUAGCGCUUUUGUAGCUAAUUUAUGUGUUUGUUGGUUAAAAUUGUUUUCAUUUGCCUUUUUUUGAGUAUUGUAUGUGUGUAGCUAAAAUUAAUUAUUUUGGAUUAUACGAUUUAUAUUUAUUUUUGAA
Molecule: messenger RNA, 3435 nt
Organism: Andrographis paniculata
Lineage: Eukaryota; Viridiplantae; Streptophyta; Magnoliopsida; Lamiales; Acanthaceae
Exons: 20
Coding region: 341-3169 (942 amino acids)
Biological process (GO): GPI anchor biosynthetic process
Cellular component (GO): endoplasmic reticulum membrane
Molecular function (GO): mannose-ethanolamine phosphotransferase activity
Source: RefSeq, a predicted model, not a curated record